Messenger RNA from Dermochelys coriacea (leatherback sea turtle), 2526 nucleotides. RefSeq names its product RELT like 1 (gene RELL1). Lineage: Eukaryota; Metazoa; Chordata; Testudines; Dermochelyidae. Gene Ontology annotation, biological process: positive regulation of p38MAPK cascade. Gene Ontology annotation, cellular component: plasma membrane. The transcript is spliced from 7 exons. Bases 31 to 987 code for a protein of 318 amino acids. The record is from RefSeq and is a predicted model, not a curated record.
CGAGGGGGCGGGGCGCAGCUGCUCCCGGGCAUGCUCAGUGCUGCGAGAGAGCAAGGCAGCCCCAAGGCGGGGCGGGCUGGAAGGCGGAGGCUGAGGCGUCUCGCCCCCGGGGCGGGGGACGUGCAGCGCGAGCUGCAGCCGCUGGGAUCGGGGAUGGCUUCGUGGGGCGCCCAGGGGAACCGCUCCGAGCUCGGAAAUCAAGAUUUUCCUAAUAUUUUGGCAAGCCAUGGUUUAGAAAGUACUACAUCUCAAGCUGUCAAUGAUCACAUAGGAAGUGGCAUGCAUCCAGAAUAUCUUGCUUAUGGGUUGGUUCCUGUCUUUUUCAUCAUGGGCCUUUUGGGGAUCCUCAUCUGUCACGUGCUUAAGAAAAAAGGAUAUCGGUGUAGAACAGAGGCCGAGCAAGAAAUUGAAGAGGAAAAGCUUCGAGAAAAGAUAGAAAUGAAUGAAAGUGUAAGUGACAAUAACGAUACUGUGGGGCGAAUCGUCAACAUCAUUAUGGAAAAUGAAGCAAAUGCUGAUAUGUUAAAGGCCAUGGUGGCAGAUAACAGUGUGUGUGAUCCUGAAAGCCCUGUGUCUCCUACCACUCCAGGCAGUCCUACAAGUCCAGGCUCUCCUUUGUCACCAGGUGAUACUCCAUCAAAACAUAACUGUCGUGGCCAUCACUUGCAUACUGUUGGGGGAGUAGCAGAGAAGGAUGUUUGUACUCGCUGUAGUCACAAAAGAUGGCAUCUUUUAAAGCCAACCAACAAAUCUAAAGAACAAAGAAAAAGCCGACAAGGAGAAGUUACGGUACUUUCUGUGGGAAGAUUUAGAGUCACAAAAGUAGAGCACAAAUCUACAUCCAAAGAGCGGAAAAGCUUGAUGUCUGUUAGUGGUGUUGAAGGUGUCAAUGGAGAAGUGCCUGCCACACCUGUCAAACAUGGAUCAGGAGAAGUUCCUGCCACACCUAUCAGACAAGGAGCAGGAGGGAGAACUGGCACAGAAUAACAGGGUGGAUCAGGAGGAGACCCAAAGCAAGUUAUUACUGGGGUUAACCCUUAAUGGGUUAUCAAUAUGCCACCAGGAUAGGUAUGUCCUGCAACCUUUGCUAUUUUAUAUAAGUGUUUGUACCUGCAUCAUGAAAACAAGGCCUUUUUCAAGCUAUUGUGAAGGGUUUUUUAUAAUUGAGUAGUGCAGUCCAUGGUGCAGGAUGAGCCAUUUUCCUUUUGUCUCAAUCUUCUAAAUGUUGGAGCAGCCCAGAAAAAGCUUAGCCCCAGAAGCACAACUGGACUUUGUGUUGCAAUGCCCAACUUUUAGGUACCAAGAAAAUAACUGAAAUCCACAAAGCCUGAGUUAGGUGCCACAAAAGCCAGCAUCCUAGGCAGUCCCCUGCUUAAGUGAGCCUAUAGGACACAUCCCUUCUGUUUGUACUGCUAAGCACCCUCCCCGCCCUGGAAUUUAGACACCUAAAUCCAAGCUGUAGAUGCUUCCUUCUGCUUGGGAUUUACAUCAGGGAAAUCCUCACCCUUAAGUGACUAAGCCAUUCUUUGCAAGAAAUGGCUGGAGGAGGUGAUGCUGCAAAUGCCUCCCUUAUAACUUUUAGCCCAGUGUUUAGAACCUUCACUGAGGAUGUGGGAGAUGCAGGUUCAGUUCCCUCCUCUGUCUGACUGUGGGGGGAAGAGAGAGGAUUUAAACAAGAUUUUUCCCCUGUUCAGAUAAACACCCUACCCACUGGGAUAUGGGAUAUUUUGAUGCGAGUCUCUCCCCAUCUCUCCUGUUGAAGAUGUUCCACUCUGGAUACAUAAUCAUUGGAGCAGGGGGACUGGACCCUGUGUCUCUCACCUCCCAAGUGGGAGUAAGUUGUGAUGCGGUCUAAACAGGUUUCCAGCUAUGUCAUGCAGACAGUCUAGCUCAGAAUAGAUCAACAAGCCAAUUCACUUGUGUAUGAAUAUCAAAGAAGGGUUGAGUAUCAAUAUUCAGGCCAAUUCACUUGUUCUGACAGAAAUCAAAAGAUAUGUUGAUUGUAUUGUUUUCAUCUGUCUCUGGCCUGUACUUAAUUAGCCUUGGAUUGAAAUAUGUUAGUAUUUAAAUAAAUGUGAAUUUACUUGAUGUGUAAAGCUGCAUGAAAACUAAUAAAGAAUUGUUUCUAUCACUUUAUGUUUACAUUAUGUUUACCCAUUGGAGAUUGGAGUGUUGGAUACAUUAAUUAAGGAAUAUGUUGACAUCAAAGCCUGGCUGGUCAUUCAUUGUUUAACUAUGGGGAAUAUGGACCCAUGCUGUGAUGGUAACGCUUGCCAGACUGUUUUCAGCUAUAAGAAGGGACCCUGGUAGCGAUUCUGCAUCUGUGAUCUAUUUGGAUGCUGUCAGGAGGCAUUUCAGGUACAAGACAGAGGUCCCCAAAGCCAUUUUGGGCAACCCUGAGACCCCUUGAGAAAGGAGCAGCUACCACAUUGCUGCCAUCAUUUGGACUUACAAACUGUAACUUCUACCUGCUUUAACCUCUCAAUAUCUCUCAUUUCUUUUUCUUCGCUAAUAAAUCUUUAGUUU